AUGGUUACGAAUCUGGUAAUGAGGGACUACAAAUUUGUCAGGGACGUUGUUUAUAAUGUGAGCAUACAGACGUUCAAGGAAACACAAUCCAUCAAAUGGCCUUCCAAAAAGAGUGUCCUUAAUGAGUGUCUAAUGAAAGGCAAAUCGAAGGACGCAUGCCACAAUUUUGUACGAGUGUUAGCUAAGGACGAUCGCUCAUCAGGUGUUUUGGUUUGCGGCACAAAUGCAUUUCAACCAAUGUGUCGACAGUAUGAUCGUGAGAAAUACGGCGAGUAUAGACAAACCGCCGAAUUUUCGGGUCUUGGCAUCGCUCCUUAUGAUCCGAAUUAUAAUUCAACAUUUUUGAGGGAUGGCGACUUUCUGUAUGCUGGCACAGUGUCUGAUUUUUCUGGUGCUGAUCCUCUGAUUCAUCGUCGCAACGUCAGUAAAUUGAUCGAGUUGGGUAUUAGGACUGAACGUAAUGAUGUGAAAUUCCUCAAUGAACCACAAUUUGCAGGGUCGUUCAGAGACGAAAAGUAUGUCUACCUGUGGUUCCAUGAACAAGCAGGUGAAUCUGACAGUUGUAAUCGUGUUAUUUAUUCACGGGUUGCGCGUUUAUGCCGAUCGGACUUGGGUGGGCCCAGGCCAUAUUCAAAUGAGUGGACAUCGUUUAUUAAAGCCCGAUUGAACUGUUCAAUCCCGGGUGAUUAUCCCUUCUAUUUUGAUCAGAUCGAAGCAAUUGCACCACCUGUUUCUGGCCGUUAUUCGGCGAAAGACGAAAAUGCGCAUUUAGUUUAUGCGGUCUUUCGAAGUCCUUUAGCUGGUGUGUCCGCAUCGGCAGUUUGCGCUUUCGAUUUGACGCAAAUAACGAAGGUUUUCGCCAGGUCACCGUAUCAGAAUCAAGCAAAUUCACACACUUCAUGGAGCAGUACGCGUAACACCGCACAACCGAAACACAGACCCGGGACCUGUGUAAAGGACUCACGUACGCUGAGCGAAGAAGCCGUAGCGUAUGCACGAUCGAGUCCUUUAGUUCAAGAGUCCGUACAUAACUAUUUUGGCGCUCCAUUGUCUAUUCAUUCGGGUAUUGAUCAUUUCACGCAAAUCGCUAUCGAUCCACAGGUAUGGGCCUUGGACGGUCGCUUUUACGAUGUUAUAUUUGUUGGCACUGAUCGAGGUAAUGUAUUCAAAUUGGUCAAUCUGGCUGGAGCCGCUGCAAAAACAUUGCAUUCCUCGUUUCAUAUUUAUACAUUGAAAGUUGCGAAUGAGGCUAUUCGAAAUAUGAUGCUUUAUGAGGGUCCACCGUGCAAAUCGUUGGAUUGUGGUGAAUCACCGAACUAUUUGAUAGUGGUUAGUGAUAAACACGUUAUGCGCGUUCCGACGUCUAAAUGCUCAACGUUUGUCACUUGUGUCGAAUGUAUCUCACUUCGAGACCCACAGUGUGCUUGGGAUGCUGAAACUGCUAAAUGUACUUUCGUCGAUCAACAAUUGCAACAUCAGAAAUCAGGCCGUUUUAAACAGGACAUUGUCGAAGGGAGAGGUGAUCAAUUGUGUACGAAUCUGCUCCGUUCGAGAAACUCUUUGAACGAUCAACCUCAUCUCUCGAAGAUAGAUGCUCCAUUAACGUCAUCCUUAACGUCCAAAAGCAAUAAGAAGGAUCAUUACUGUGACUGUGGGGAAAAAAUCCUGCAGGUGUGCGGUGAUGGUUCGGGUCACCGUGGUUCAUCUGGGAUUUCAUCAGAAUCGACAGUAUCCUCACCAUCGCCAUUCAGUACCUUUGUAUUGGUUUGUAUAGCAGUUGGUCUGAUAAGUUUUUUGUUUGGCUUAAUCUCAUCUUUCAUCUAUUCGAAAUUUUUCACUUGGUUGAAAAGCAAACAAACUAGCGCACGCUCGUCGUCCUCACCCGCGCCUCAACCCGUUUAUAACGGUUCAACACUGAUACGCCCAACUGCUCUGGCAAGUGGUCUUAUCAAUGCAUACGAAGCCACCACUCCAACACCAUUAACUACAGCACCUAAAUUCAAUACGUUUGCUCCUCGUCCUCCAUCACCCAUUUCACUGCAGGUCGAAGAAGUGGGAUCGCCUCAGAGUCGCAUGGCGUGGGGAACUUCGACGUUGCCAAAAGAUUACCGGGUCAAACAGAUGUAUUUGUAG
This is a messenger RNA of Anisakis simplex (herring worm), 2133 nucleotides long. NCBI's taxonomy places the organism in Eukaryota, Metazoa, Nematoda, Chromadorea, Rhabditida, Anisakidae. The record is from the annotation of a GenBank genome assembly.